This is a messenger RNA of Brassicogethes aeneus, 471 nucleotides long. Lineage: Eukaryota; Metazoa; Arthropoda; Insecta; Coleoptera; Nitidulidae. The record is from the annotation of a GenBank genome assembly.
AUGGAAAGCACUUGUGCGGGUAAAAAUCGGCUUAGCAUCAAUGGAACAGUUAAUACCGAAGAAGAGAGGAGUGUGUCACAUGCAACGAAGGAUUUUCCACUCGGCUCCUUGUGCCGCCGACGACUUAAAGUAUUUGUACUUCACUCGACUGUUGUCCUCGCCAACGAGGACAAACGCUCUAGACGAGACCGAAGUAGGCUGGAUUUGAAUCCACUUAAAGGAUUAAACGCGGGAGGCCAUUUCGGGGACGCUUGCUGCUCUAUCAACUCUUUAUACAUAGAAUUUAUGUACAUUUUUAGUACAGAAAGAUACCGAAUUAUAACUGAAAAACAGUUUUACGUCUUGAAAAGGCUUAGCGAUACCCGCUGGUUUUGUCGAGAUGAAGCUACGAAAACUAUUGUCGAUAGUUAUUCUAAAAUCAAAGAAGCUCUUACCAGCAUAUCUUGUGAUAAUUUGGAGAAGAUGAGUUGA